CUUUAAACUUCAUUCUUCUUGCCACAACACCUCAUAUUGAGAUACGGUUUUGAUACUGUUCACCUUCAUCAUGUGGAUCACCGAGCUUGAAGGCCGUGCCCUAACUGUCGGCAUCACUUCAACAUGUGGAACUGCUUUUAUGCUUUUCGGAUUUGACCAAGGAGUAUUUGGCGGCAUUCUCCAGCAUCCAUUAUUCCAAUUAGCAUUCAACCAACCGUCAGCUAUGAUCCAGGGCCAGAUUGUCUCAACCUACGACCUUGGGUGCAUCCUCGGAGCCCUCCUGACUAUAUUCGUUGGCGACAUCCUAGGUAGACGGAAAACCAUUUCACUGGGUUGCGUUUUCGUCGCCCUUGGCGGCAUUAUACAGUCUUCCUCCUACUCUCUCGCUCAAAUGAUCGUUGGCCGAAUAGCCGCCGGCCUAGGCGUUGGCAUGAACUCAGUAGCUGUGCCCAUCUGGCAAAGCGAGACGUGCAAACCUGAGCAUCGCGGCAAACUUAUCGCUAUACAGCUCGCCGUCGUCAUCGGAGGCAUCGCUUUCUCCAACUGGAUGAAUUUGGGGUUCACUUACGUUGUUGACAGUCAUGUCAGCUGGAGGUUCCCUCUUGCAUUCCAGUCCUUGAUUGCCCUCCUCGCUAUAGCGCUUCUUGCUUGCAUGCCCGAAUCUCCUCGAUGGCUGUGCACCAAAGAUCGACAUACCGAAGCGCAGGCCAUCAUUGGUCGACUCUUGGCAAAGCCAGCCGAUGACCCAUCGGUAGUUGAGUCCCUCCGGCUGAUUGCCUCCUCCAUUGCCCAUGAGAGAGAGCUUGCCCAGGUCGGCUGGCGUGAUAUCUUCUCUAGCGGGGCGCAACAAAACUUCCGCCGAAUCGCACUAGGUGCUGGAACUUCGCUCAUGCAGCAGAUGGGCGGUAUUAACGUCGUGGUCUACUAUAUGCCAGUCAUUCUAACGGUUUCCUUUGACUUCAAUAGUCGACAGGCUUUAAUCCUCUCCGCAUGUGACUUCAUAUCACUGAUGAUCUGGGGAGGAUUAGUCAUGCUUGUUAUCGAUAAGUGGGGACGUAAGAGGCUGAUGCUCAUAGGCGCUUUUGCUCAGGGGAUCUGUUUUGCCAUUGCUGCUGCAGGAUUGGGGGUUGGAACGAAAGCAUCUCAAGCUGUUGCUGUCACGGCUAUCUUUCUCUACCACGUGUUUUUUGGCCUCUCUUUCCUGUCCAUCCCGUUCUGCUAUCCUUCGGAGAUAAACUCCCAGCGCAUGCGGAACGUGGGUAGCUCAAUUGCCAUGAUCACAAACUGGAUCUUUGUCUACGUGAUUGUACUCAUUACCCCAAUCGGUAUUGAUAGCAUCGGCUGGAAAUUUUAUAUUAUCUUCGCUGUGACUAACAUCGCUUGGCUGCCGUUGAUCUGGUACUUCUAUAUUGAGACUGCCGGCCUGUCCCUGGAGGAGAUUGACAGACUCUUCGAGAUCCAGUACGAAGGAGGUAAAGGGAUGUCCUGGAAAAAGGCAACGUCCCUAGCUAAGCAGGACGUCGCACUUACAAAUAUGCAGAACAGUGAGAAGAAUAAUGAGCCCAUGGUUCAACAUAGCGAGAUUGGUAGCGAAUAAGUAUUAUAGUCCUUUUCGAUACUUAGAGGGCAAUAAUAACUCUAGUAGAGAUGGUUGCAGCAGC
Molecule: messenger RNA, 1661 nt
Organism: Ilyonectria robusta
Lineage: Eukaryota; Fungi; Ascomycota; Sordariomycetes; Hypocreales; Nectriaceae
Product: general substrate transporter
Exons: 3
Coding region: 71-1597 (508 amino acids)
Biological process (GO): carbohydrate transport; transmembrane transport
Cellular component (GO): membrane
Molecular function (GO): carbohydrate:proton symporter activity
Source: RefSeq, a predicted model, not a curated record